AUGGUUUUCGGUGCUUUAGAUUUGCUCUUGAAGCUCCUCGCGCGCUUUGACCUGCGCGUCGACAUUGAGCUGCCGCCGGCGUCGCUCGAGUCGGACGGUCCGAUCAUGGAGCUGCUCUCGCUGACGAUGGAGCUCCUCCUCGCGACCAUGAUUUCGUCGCCGUGGAACGUCGAACAGAUGCUCCGUGAUUUAUGUAGCGCGGGCGGACUGCCGACCAUCAUCGAGAUCGCCGACCUCUGCCGCAAGUACCAAGACGGCUGGGUCUCGGAGGCAGACUCGAACUUCGACUACAUUGGCGGUCUCGCCUUCCGUGUGCUCCUCGCAGUGGCAAACACGGAGGUGGGCCGCGAAGAGCUCGCGUUCGAGGAUUCGGUCGAGGCCAAGAAGCCGUCGAUUCGCCCUGUUGUGCAGAUCGUCUGCGACCUCAUCACGAUGGAUCUGCUGCACCCGAACAUGACGAUCCUCGGCCUCGACAUUCUCUCGUUCAUGGCGCGGCACGAGACGUCCCAGACCACAAUCCUGGAGGCAUCGUCGGUCUUGUGGCAGUGCCUGCAGCUUCUUUUGCUGUACGGCCCACAGCCCGCCAAGCAGCAAGUCGUGUGGGCCGCUCUGCGCUGCGUGCGAGCGCUCGCCGGGUACGACCCCGAGUGCAAGGCCACGCCGAACGUACAGAGCGCGCUCUCGACCUUGCUGCCCAUUUGGUCCAAGCCGGCGCUCACCCAAGGCGACCCCGAGCACAUUCUAAGCCUUGUCUUUGGCGAGACGCACGAGCCACAGUGUAUCUGGAACGACGCCAUGCGGUCCGAGGUCGUCCUGUACCUCGACACGGUCCUCGAGUUUCCUGCCCACGCGUACGACGCGAUUCAAUCCGCCUCUGAGUUUGAAUUUGAGACGCUCAUGGGCGAGCCGAUCGUCGGGGGCGUGUACCUGCGUAUCUACAACGAGCCGACGGUCGACAAGAGUCUGCCGUCGUCGGUCGCCGUUGAGUUUUGCGAGUCGCUGCUCGUGUUUCUGCAUGAGCACGCGAAUCCGCAAGACGAGCUGUACGCCGAGACGCUCCUCGCGCUCGACUGCUUUCGGCACCUCACGCUCGCCCACCCGACGCAGGUGCAAAAGUGCGUCCUCGAGUCUUUCUCGGAGCCGCCGCUCAUUCACGCGAUCGGCCUCUACCUCACGCAAGACCCGAUGGCCGGCGGCGUUCCGCUCUCCGAAGGGUCCGUGGGUAUCGAUGUGGAUGCUGUCCAGCGCCGCGAUGCGGCCAUGGCGUGCAUGGAGACGCUCGCCGAGCACUGCGACGCGCAGGUGCUCUCGGCGCUCGAGCCGUUCUGCCAGCCCAUGCUCAACCUAGCCGAGCAGUACGCCGGUGACGAGACCGCCGACUUUAGCCUCGGGUGCCUCCAAGCGCUCUGCAGCGCGAGUGCCGACAUUUGCAUCGGGCUCCUCGAGAGCCACGUAUGGCUUCAACUGCUCUCGAUGACGAUCCAGGCGCGGCACUUUUACACGGAAGACGCGCAUUUGGCGGCCGAGACGCUCCGCGCGGCGGCGGCGCCGGUCUGGGGUGCGAUCCUCAACUUCAGCGACGAUAUCGAAGCACUGGGUGUCGAGAACCUCCGGCACUUUCUGCCGUUUGCGCUGGUGAGCACGCUCAUGGACGACCCGGAGAAUUUCGAGGCCGUCUUUGAAGAAGACGCGCACGACGCCGAGCUCAUUUGGAAUGAAGACAUGCGCCGCGCGCUGCGUGGACACAUGGACGAGGUGCUCACGCGCAUCGAAGGCACGACCGACGUCCACGACAAGUUCCUCUCGUUUCCGGCCGACGGCAUGGACUUCAACGCGUGGGACCACGGCACGAUCGUCGGCGACUUGUACUUGGACCUCUUUUUGCAAAAUCCGGAAGCGUCGACGCUCCGGUUUCCGGUGCACGUGGCCUCGCAGCUCCACAAUGUGUGGCGAAACCAGCUGCAGCAAAUCAUCCCCAAGGCCGCGCAGUCGAUGAUGGACGCGCCGUACACGCUGCCCGACCUUGUCGACCGCGGCGUCGAGUUUGCAGGUCUCUUCAACAAGCUCACGAACGCGCUCGUGUUCAUUUUGCGGGAGUACAGCGACGCCAAGGCGCACCUCGAAGACGAAGAGCACAUGGCGCAGAACCUCCUUGACGUACUCGCUCAGUGCCAAACCGAGCGCGCCGUGGGCUUCCCGCAGACUUGCGUGCUGCGGCUCAUGGCGGUGUUUGCCAACUCGCCGCUCUUCGAGUCGCCCGAGUGUCUUCGGUCGCUCUUCGCGCCCAUUCAGCGCAAGCACCAGGACCCGACGCUAAUCCUCGAGAUCCUCCGCGUCAUCGUCGAGAACCACUACAAGAAGCCCAAGCGCCAGCGCCGCUUCUCGGUCUACCAGUGCAUUACGGACUUGGACGUGUUCCCGAUCCUCCUCGCGUUCAACGAUGGCAGCGGUGACAUGAGCAUGGUGCGUCGCCCGAUGGACUGCACGACGCAUGCCAACGCGAUCAUGCGCUGCAUUUGCGCCGAGAGCGAAGAGAUGCAGCAGCGCAUGAACACGCCGCACGUGAUGCACGCGCCGACGCACGCGGUCGUCGAAGCCCCGAGCAACCUCCCGAUGGUGUCGCCUCUGCGCCGACCGAAAGCGCUCUCGAUGCCGCAAGCGCCGCAUGUUCACGUCCCAAACCGCGCGUCGAUGCCGUCGCUGCCGACGCCGCGGCAGUUCCAGCCGCCACCGGCCAAGCAAGUGUCGGUGCCGCCUUUGUACACGUCGCCGCCAAAGGAGGCACCGCCGGUGUAUCAGCCGCCGCCGGUGCAGUCGCCGGUGCAGCGACCAAUUGCACGGCACACGGUGCCGCAGUACAUGUCGCCGCAGCUACCGCAGCGCCAAGCGCCACCGCCGCAGUACCAGCCGCCGGCCAAGCCGCAGCCGCCCAUCCUCGCGCACCCGUACAUGCGCAACCAACACUCGGUGUACCAUCGCUCGGUGCCGGCGCCGGCGCCCCGGCGCAAGACCAUGUCCGAGGUAUCGAUCGAUACGCACAGCGUUUCGACGGGGGUGGACUCGAACCCGCGCCGUGUGCCAGCGUACGGCGGCUCGCAAGAGACGUAUCAGCUCGACACGCUCUCGAUGAUCUCGGGCUCAGAAGGCUACACGGACGACAACCUCCCGGCCGACAGUGAGUUUGAAUUUGAAGUCGACGACCAAUCCGAAGCCGAGGCUGGCGACUUCCGCCAAGAAGAGUACGACAUUUAGCGUCGCAAUAUCAAGUUCAUUUUGC
Molecule: messenger RNA, 3277 nt
Organism: Saprolegnia diclina VS20
Lineage: Eukaryota; Oomycota; Saprolegniomycetes; Saprolegniales; Saprolegniaceae
Exons: 4
Coding region: 1-3252 (1083 amino acids)
Biological process (GO): endosome organization; receptor-mediated endocytosis; regulation of early endosome to late endosome transport
Cellular component (GO): endosome membrane
Source: RefSeq, a predicted model, not a curated record